AUGACAGACCAACCCGCAAGAUCUGCUCCAGCACCAGCACCAGCACCACACGAAUCACUACCCGAACAACCAGAAGUCGAAUCCACCAUCUCUUCCCUCAUCUCCACAAAUCGUCGUUCCGCUACAGAUUUCGCCGUCAAAAAGCACUCUGCUGAGGCAGCAAAGAAUUGGGACAAGUUCUACAAGAAUCAUCAGGAUAAAUUCUUCAAAGAUCGUCAUUGGACUAGUCGAGAGUUUUCUUCUCAGCUUCCAUCUGCUUCUUCCUCCUCCUCUUCCACUUCCACGCCCUUGACGGCUUCUUCUUCGACCGGAAAGGCAAAGGGCGAAGAUGACAGGGAAGAAGAAACAACCUUAGUCUCGCAACAAGUUGGCAACGAAUCUGGAGUUCUCCUAGAAGUAGGCUGUGGAGUGGGAAACAUGCUUUAUCCACUCCUCAAUACCAAUCCUUCUCUUCGUGUACACUGUUGUGACUUUUCAUCCCGCGCGGUGGAUCUGGUCAAGUCUCAGCCACAAUACGAUCCAGCAAGAGUAAACGCUUUCGUUUUCGACCUAACCUCCCCUUCUCCACCCCUCUCGACCUUCCUCUCUGUUGCACCGUAUAAUACCUGGCCUAGCGUCACCACAAUAAGUUUGAUCUUUGUACUUUCAGCUAUCCCUCCAAAUCUUCACGCCCAAGUCCUGCGGUCUCUCAAAGCAUUACUACCACAAGGAGGACAUAUCCUGUUUCGAGACUAUGCAUACGGAGACCUAUCCCAAGUCCGAUAUCACACCAAAAAAGAUGCUGCUUGGGCAGAACCUUCGCUCCUAACCCCAGAUCCGGAACACAACUGGUACCGAAGAGGAGACAAUACUUUCAACUACUUUUUCCGUAAGGAGCAACUAGAGGAGCUGGCAAGACAAGUAGGGCUAGAGGCGGAAGUAGAAGUGUUAAGAAGAACAGCGAUCAACAGAAGGAGUGAGGUUAACAUGCAACGUCGAUUUGUUCAGGCUAAAUGGUACGUCCCUCCCACCGAAUCACCGUCGUAG
Ustilago hordei is the source of this 1026-nucleotide messenger RNA. RefSeq lists its product as uncharacterized. The record is from RefSeq and is a predicted model, not a curated record. Bases 1 to 1026 code for a protein of 341 amino acids. Lineage: Eukaryota; Fungi; Basidiomycota; Ustilaginomycetes; Ustilaginales; Ustilaginaceae. The transcript has a single exon.